Messenger RNA from Corticium candelabrum, 846 nucleotides. RefSeq names its product CARD- and ANK-domain containing inflammasome adapter protein-like. Gene Ontology annotation, molecular function: protein binding. Gene Ontology annotation, cellular component: ciliary inversin compartment. The transcript has 8 exons. Bases 9 to 755 code for a protein of 248 amino acids. The record is from RefSeq and is a predicted model, not a curated record. Gene Ontology annotation, biological process: protein localization to ciliary inversin compartment. Lineage: Eukaryota; Metazoa; Porifera; Homoscleromorpha; Homosclerophorida; Plakinidae.
GUCCUCUCAUGUUCCAUAGGGCAUGUAAGAACAAGAGAGUUGAUGUUGCAAGAAAUAUUGUGGAACAUCACGGAACAGAAUGGAAGGACGACGAUGGUCGUGAUGCAUGGGAUAUUGUGGCUGUUUAUGACAACGUGGACAUUGCUGACAUCAUCCUGAAGAGAAGACUGCCAGACGGCAAUGAUGUGGAAACGACUGUUUCUAUGUCAAUGGAAGAUGUUGCAGUGGAGACUCGAUGUGUCGUGUUACACUGGGCACACAAGAACAGUAGAGUGGAUGUGAUAAGAAAGAUUGUUGAGCAGGGAACAGAAGUGAAGGACAGAUUGGGACGAACUUUACUUCACUAUGCUGCUGAUCAUGGCAACUGUGAUGUGGUUGAUGUUCUCUUGAGCAAGAAGGCAGACGCUGAUGCUUCAGACAAGGAUGGGAAGAGACCUUUUGAUUUUGCUGUGAUAAGAGGUCACAUGUCAACAGCUAAUCGGUUGUUUUCCAUAAUGCAGUCAGUUGAAGAUGUUGCAUUAGAGAAUGUGUGUAAGCUGCUGCAGUGGGCAUGUAGUAAUGAAGUGGAUGUUGCAACAAAGAUUGCAGAGAAGUUUUGUCAAUCAGUGGAGAAGAAGUCUGGUCGCACUUUACUUCACUUUGCUGCUCUACUUGAUCAUCGUGAGGCAGUCGAGUGUCUGUUGGAGAAGAAGGCUGAUGCAGAUGCUAAAGAUAAGGUAAACAAUAUUACAAACUGUUGUUAUCAUCACUCGUAAUACUCUACUGUGUUGUAAGCAACAUGCCCGCUAGUUGCGAUAUCGCAUAGACAUGAGACAGUGUGGGCUUCAAUGGGGCAACAUGCUAGGU